Messenger RNA from Fusarium sp. VM40, 1809 nucleotides. NCBI's taxonomy places the organism in Eukaryota, Fungi, Ascomycota, Sordariomycetes, Hypocreales, Nectriaceae. The record is from the annotation of a GenBank genome assembly.
AUGGAGUUUUCGCUUGAUGAUAUCUUAUUCACUGGAGGCGAUGACUCGGUACUGACACUUCCCUACGAUGAAAUCGACGACAUAGCCCCUCAAUCGCGGAGCCCCUCCAACCCAAUUGUUGAGGAAGCUAAUAAUAUUGACGCGACACUGCAGACCUUGAACCCCCAGGAUAUGUUCAAUUUACCAGCUCAAGAACUGCCGGAUUUUCAGAUUGACUGGCAUGCCGACUUCCAACAGAUCAAAACAGCCUCUGAGGCUCCUGGCGAUGACCUCAAUCAAGAUUUCUCAUUUCUCAAUCAAUCCACCAGCGAUUGGGGUAUCCCAGAACCUCUCCCAACCCCGAGUGAACCCACCAAACCUUCCAUGACGACAAUUGAUGAAUUCUUCAUCAAAAACGGCGCAUACAGACCACCUGCGCCGUGCGCGAAUUGUCGUCGUUCUCGCCUGCAAUGUCUCAUCUUGCAAACCACUGUCGCCAACCCUAACCCCACCAAAUCGUGCUCCAGCUGUGUCGCUUUGUUCCGGGAAUGCAGUCUAGCUGGACGCAAAAAGAGAGAGCCCUCAGCUUUCGAGACAUCACAGCCAGUCAUUGGUCGUCUUCACGGUGUCAGUGAGCACAAUGUCCUUGGUGUCCCGGCGACCGUCGAAGAGGGUCAGCCAUCAUCACAAGGACUUUCGAUCGCAGCAUUGUCAGGAAAGAGAACAAAUACUCGAUCGGUGCGAAAGACACGGGUGUUGCGCAACUGGUACAUCUCCAAUCUCGAACAUCCCUACCCGACAGAAGAGGAAAAGCUCAACCUAUCUCAGCAGUCCGGGUUAAGUAGAAGUCAAGUCAUCAAUUGGUUCGCAAACACUAGACGACGACAUCGACUCUCUUCUACUUAUUCCGCAUCGCCUGAUCGUGGAAGCCGAGGAUUUGCACCGGGAUCCCCCAUGCCGCACUAUCUUCGCAAAAACAUGUCGCCAAUGGAUCGCUGGAAGCAUUCUCCGCCAGAUGAAGAGCCAGCAUCGGCAACGGCAAUCCAAAACGCUCUAGCUACCCAGUCCAGUGGUCAGAGUUCGUUGGACAGCGAUGGGGCGGGGGCGUCUGAUGGACCUGGUUCAUCUGCAAGCAAUGACUCUCUUUGGCAAUCUGCUUUCCACGAAGGCGGCUCAUCCAAUUCAGCUUCUUCGUGUUAUUCGUAUCGCUCUCGGGAAGCUGCCUUUUUGCCGCGCUCUGGUAGUAGCUCCGUCGCAGAAAGGCCCUCCCUCUCCAGGACCGCAUCAUCGAGAUCAAGGGCUAAGAAGUUUGUCGCAUUUCAAUGCACCUUUUGUCAGCAAAGCUUUAAAAAGAAGUACGAUUGGGUUCGUCACGAGCGAUCAAUCCACCUUCCCGGACUUGAUUCAUGGAUCUGCGCGUUGCCCGUUACGCCCGAUCAAUCGUUUCUGGUCUGGCGCAUGAGCGAAGAUGGCCCACAAUGUCUGUUCUGUGGCCAGGAUGCACCCAGCGACGAACACAUCCAGGCUCACGAAUUCGAGACUUGCGCCGAACGACCCAUCUCAGAGCGCAAGUUCACCCGCAAAGACCACCUCUGGCAACACUUGCACAAGUUUCACGGGUGUCGCAAGUGGGAUGGCUGGAAACCGGACCUGAACCUGCUACAACACCGACAAGAUACAGUUCGAAGCAAGUGCGGCUUCUGUCAAGUUCCAAUGGAGAGCUGGGGAGAACGGACGGAUCACAUUGCUGCACACUUUCGGUCGGGAUUGACGAUGGAGCAUUGGGUCGGAGGGUCCGGGAUCCACGACCCGGGUACCGAGGCGCGGUAG